Messenger RNA from Colletotrichum higginsianum IMI 349063, 1509 nucleotides. RefSeq names its product Nuclear polyadenylated rna-binding protein nab2. Lineage: Eukaryota; Fungi; Ascomycota; Sordariomycetes; Glomerellales; Glomerellaceae. Gene Ontology annotation, molecular function: poly(A) binding. Gene Ontology annotation, cellular component: cytoplasm; nucleus. Bases 1 to 1509 code for a protein of 502 amino acids. The transcript has 2 exons. The record is from RefSeq and is a predicted model, not a curated record. Gene Ontology annotation, biological process: regulation of mRNA stability.
AUGACCGUCCAAGUCGUUCUCAACACCCCGCUGGCGGAUGCCUUGAGCGCCGCCAUCCAGCCAAAGCUCGUCGAGGCCGGCUGGGCAUCAGGCUCUGACGACGAUGCCGCGCUCGUCGAAUACAUCAUCCUCAUGCUCGUUAACGGUCGAACGCAGGAGCAGAUCGCCACCGAGCUCUCAGCCGAUCUUCUCGGUCUCGGUCCGGAAGAUCCUGGCGCCAUGGAAUUCGCGGCAUGGUUAUUUCAACAGGCAGAACAAAUUAACGCCCAACUGAAUGGCUCCCAACCCGCAGGCAACGAUGCCAUGUCAGGCAUGCCCCAGGGGAAUGGCGACUUCGACACCGACAUGGGUGCGAACGAUGGAAAUGAACUGAAUGCUCCGACUGGCCCGCGCUCCAUGCGAAACGGCCCUAAUCCGAGAGGAAGCGCUCGCGAGAAGCGUAUGCUCGGACACAUGACCAAGGCCAUGGAUAGGUCAGGCGACUCAGUCCUUCACCGCGUUCGCGGCAACGACAGAAUCAACUCCCAUGCCCGUGGCCCCCCCACGGGCCCUAGGGGUGGCAUGGGACGCGGCGGACGGUCGAUGAAUAACCGAGGUGUUAAUAUCCAAGCCGGUCUGAACGCAAUGGCAGGCAUGAACGGUCAGCAUGGAGCACCCCCUGGGAUGAACCCCAUGGCUGCCGCUUGGGGGAUGCCGCCGCAAGGUCAACCUUCGCAGAUGGACCUUAUGGCGAUGAUGGAACAACAGGCACAAAUGAUGUCUCAGCUUCAACAACAGCUCAUGAACCAAUCCGGUGGGCGAGGCGGACGCCGCGGAGGCAAGUCACUUUUCGACCGCACCCAAAACUCUCGUGGCGGUUUUGGAAACCGUCAGCAGCAUCCCAGGGAUAAACAAGAUUCGGCAAUGGGAGAAGGCGCCGAGGGAGACGAUGUCGAAAUGUCGCAAUCAAAGCGCGAACCGCCUAACCCCGACGAAACUGUCUGCAAGUACAAUCUCCACUGCACCAACAGGGAGUGCAAGUUUGCGCAUCAAUCCCCUGCGGCGCCACCUGGCACCACAGUCGACAUCGGCGAUGUGUGUACCUUUGGUGCUGCAUGCAAAAACCGCAAGUGUGUCGGUCGCCACCCCUCUCCGGCGGCGAGGCUUGCUCACCAGAGCGAGCAAGAUUGCAAGUUCUUCCCGAAUUGUACGAAUCCGAGGUGCCCCUUCAAGCACCCCGAAAUGCCCUUAUGUCGGAACGGCGCAGGGUGCACGACUUCGGGUUGCAAAUUUACACAUGUUAAGGUCAAGUGUAGAUUCAACCCUUGCAAGAAUCCUCAUUGCAUGUACACCCAUGAGGAAGGCCAACAGGGUGUUUUCAAGGACAAAGUCUGGACUGCCGAUGGAAGCAAUGAUCACGUCAGUGAGCGUCAGUUCGUGGACUCGAACGCCCCGGCGGAAGUGAUACUUCCCGAUUCAGAGAAUGUGGCCAACCAGGAGCAAGGCAAUGCUCAGGAGGUCAUCAGUUAG